Molecule: messenger RNA, 1095 nt
Organism: Eufriesea mexicana
Lineage: Eukaryota; Metazoa; Arthropoda; Insecta; Hymenoptera; Apidae
Gene: Ttc1
Product: Tetratricopeptide repeat domain 1
Exons: 4
Coding region: 111-992 (293 amino acids)
Molecular function (GO): protein binding
Source: RefSeq, a predicted model, not a curated record
UCAGUUGUCUGCUGGGUAUAUACGACGCUUCAGGUAACCUCAAUGAUUCGUUGGUGUACACGUUGAAGUAAGGUGUUAAGUCAUCACGAAGUAAGGAACAACACUACGCGAUGGACGACAAGUUCCAAGGUUUGAAAACGAAUGAACAGAUUAUAGAGGAACUUACGAAAGAUCUGGAAAGUUCCUGCAUCGCGGUAAAUGACAAUCAUUCCGCGUCGAAAGAUGAUAUCGCGACGAAUAUCCCGACGAAAUCUGCGAGUAUAAAAGAUAGUUAUCAUUCGGACAAUCGUCACACAUCUACGAAACAUGUAGAACAUACAGAAGAAAGUAGCGCUGACAAUAAGUGUGGAAAAGAUGACGAACAUGAUACGAGUCGUCCAAAAGAUCGCAUGGACGAAGACUCGUGUCUGAAAGACAGAGAAUUGACACUUUCCGAAGAUGAGAAAAAAAUCCUUAAAGCAGAAGCGGAAGAGUAUAAAGAUAAGGGAAAUGAUUUCUUUAAAUGCGAAGAGUAUCAUCAGGCAAUAUCUAUGUAUACCCAUGGAAUACAAACCUGCCCGUUAGCCUAUAGCAAAGAGAGGUCCAUUUUGUAUGCCAAUAGAGCUGCUGCAAAGUUAAAAUGUCUGGACAAGGAAUCCGCUAUAUCCGACUGCACAAAAGCCAUAGAAUUAAAUCCAAGUUACGUGAAGGUAUACGGUAGAAGGGCUCGCCUGUACGAAGAGACAGAAAAGUUGGACGAAGCUUUGGAAGACUACAAAAAGAUUUUAACGUUUGAUCCUAGUCACGUAGAGGCAAACUAUGCGAUUCGAAGAUUACCUCCGUUGAUUCACGAGAGGAAUGAAAAGUUAAAAACAGAAAUGCUUGGUAAACUGAAGGAUUUGGGGAAUAUGUUUCUGAAACCUUUAGGGCUUUCUACGAAUAAUUUUGAAUUGCAACAAGAUCCAAAUAGUGGUAGUUAUUCCGUCAAGUUUCAUCAGAAUCCUCGGAAUUGAUACAUUAACCAGUGUAUGUUGGUAUAAGAAUGAAUUUCUGAAAAUGUGUCGCGAAAUAUUUAUACAUACCUUAUGUAGAUUCUGUUCGAAUGCUGUGUAUUUG